GUCGGCAGUCAAAGGUCAGUAAAUAGUGGUGAUGUCAUGUGGGCAAGAUGGCGGAAGGGGAGGACGUGGGCUGGUGGCGGAGCUGGCUUCAGCAGAGCUACCAAGCAGUCAAAGAGAAGUCCUCUGAAGCUUUGGAGUUUAUGAAGCGGGACCUGGCCGAGUUCUCCCAGGUGGUUCAGCAUGACACUGCCUGCACCAUUGCAGCCACGGCCAGUGUGGUCAAGGAGAAACUGGCUACUGAAGGCUCUUCAGGGGCGACAGAGAAGAUGAAGAAGGGUUUGUCUGACUUCCUGGGCGUGAUCUCAGACACUUUUGCCCCCUCACCGGACAAAACCAUUGAAUGUGAUGUCAUCACCUUGAUGGGCACACCCUCUGGCACAGCUGAGCCCUAUGAUGGAACUAAGGCUCGGCUCUAUAGCCUGCAGUCAGACCCAGCAACCUACUGCAAUGAACCAGAUGGGCCCCCGGAAUUGUUUGACGCCUGGCUCUCCCAGUUCUGCUUGGAGGAGAAGAAGGGGCAGAUCUCAGAGCUCCUUGUAGGCAGCCCUUCCAUCCGGGCCCUCUACACCAAGAUGGUCCCAGCAGCUGUUUCUCAUUCAGAAUUUUGGCAUCGCUAUUUCUAUAAAGUCCAUCAACUAGAGCAGGAGCAGGCCCGAAGGGAUGCCCUGAAGCAACGGGCAGAACAGAACAUCUCUGAAGAGCCUGGCUGGGAAGAGGAAGAAGAGGAGCUUGGGGGCAUUUCACCCACAUCUCCAAAAGAGGCAAAAGUUUUGGUCCCCAUGACUGAAACUUCCACACCACCUGAAGGAAGAGCUGGACCCCAGAGCCCCUGUGAAGAGAAUCUGGUGAUCCCAGUUGAGGCCCCAGCAGAAGUGACUCCAUCAGAGAGCAGUGAAAGCAUCUCUCUCGUGACACAGAUCGCCAACCCUGCCACCUCACCUGAAGCCCCUGUGCUGCCCAAGGACCUAUCCCAAAAGCUGCUAGAGGCAUCUUUGGAGGAACAGGACCUAGCUGUGGACGUGGGUGAGACUGGACCUCCACCACCAGCUCACCCCAAACUCCUAACCCCAGCUGGCCGCCCGAGUGGCCCAGAACCCAGGCCUCCAGCCAGAGUAGAGACUCUGAGGGAGGAGGUGCCUACAGACUUACGGGUGUUUGAGCUGAACUCAGACAGUGGGAAGUCCACACCCUCCAACAACGGAAAGAAAGGCUCAAGCACAGAUAUCAGUGAGGACUGGGAGAAGGACUUUGACUUGGACAUGACCGAAGAAGAAGUGCAGAUGGCCCUUUCCAAAGUGGACGCCUCCGGUGAGCUGGAAGAUGUGGAGUGGGAGGACUGGGAAUGAGGGGAGCCAGAGCAAGCAGCUCCCUCACCCACAGCAUCUCUCACCUCUCGCUCGCCUCAGCCUGGCCCUGGAAGACCUGACUGAGAAAUGUCCCCCAAAUGGCCUUUGUCAACCAGAGCUCUGGGCACAGUUUCCAGGUUGCUCCCUGCUGUCUCUUUAGCACCUAGAGGGAGCCUCUGACCACACCUAGAAAGGGGCUCUCUCCAUCCAAGCCAGGAACUCUGACUUCUGCCAACCAUAAGAUGACCUAAGGGGAGGAGACCUACCCCUCUCACCAGAAGAGCCUCCAUUUCUUACUGAACACCCCACUGUUCCUGGAAACUCCUGCUGGAAAGUCUCAAGGAAUAGCUCUAGCCCUUCUGCCUGUGUAGACAGAAGCUAACCCGCUGGUCUCGUGGAGUGAGCCAAGGCAGCACAGCCUGCCCAUCUGUGAGCAAGCAAGGAGGCCAUGCUCCCCACCCUUGGCUAGAAAGGGACCAAGAGCAUGUUUUGGUUCCUGUCCCAGUGAGAGGCAUUCAUCUCUGGGAAAUUUUUCUCUUGGGAAUCUCUUCCCUAACCCAGGCCUUUUCCAUUCCUGGAAAGAUUCCUUGUGGUUCAGAAUCUAAAGACCAAACCCUGAACUCCCACCUCCUUCCUUUCACCCAGCCUGACCCUGGUACGUCCCCAGGCCUUCCCAGGGCUUCAUGUCAGAUGCACCCAAGUCCUUAGCCCAGCUGUGCCACCUGCAAGAGUCUAUUCUUGCAUUUCGUCCCCUCCCCAAAAAGGGAGGAGGCCACUUCAGGCCCUUCUGUGCAUUGCCUGGUGGGAUACCUUGUCCAACCAGCUACCCACCUCGACUUCCCUGUAGCUUAGGACAUAAGCCAGCUACCAGCGGUACAGAGCAGUGAUCAAAGCCGAGUACUUACAAUCUGGGAAACCCGACACUUCCACCUCAACCCUUCUGCUGCUUGAAGGGAUGUGCUGAGGGUGAACUUUUCGAGACUCUCAUCAGGCUUCUGAAGACAGCCCCCGCCUCUGUGGCGCUCACCCUCCACUCUGGUACAUCUUGGGGGAAUGAGGGGCUGCAGGAUCCCUGGAGACUCUGGUGCUUUAUGUUGCUGCUCUGGUGAUUCUUGUACAUAACCUGGUGUGCUCACCGGUGACUUAAAGGGAUCAUGGUCAGGGAUGCCGAGGGGCGGGGUCACCUCCACUUUGGACCUUCAGUAGGGGGUGGGAUGGAGAGAAUGCAGAAUCUUUUUUUGACGGGAUGGGGUUUUUCUCUUUGUAAUUAUUUCUUUAGUUUAAUUAACCUUUUGGUUGGUUGUGCAAUAUUAUAUAUUUUAAAUUAUAAUGCAUCUCCCCAGAGUAUUUUGUAGCCAGGAAAAAGAAAAAAAAAAAAUUCUAACAGCUGUUAGUUUUGUAAUUAAAAAAGAAAGAACUUUAUCCCAAACCUUUUACAGACUUGCCGUUAACAGCAUUAAAGAAACUCAGCAGAAGCUG
Messenger RNA from Orycteropus afer afer, 2825 nucleotides. RefSeq names its product BSD domain containing 1 (gene BSDC1). Gene Ontology annotation, cellular component: cytoplasm. The record is from RefSeq and is a predicted model, not a curated record. NCBI's taxonomy places the organism in Eukaryota, Metazoa, Chordata, Mammalia, Tubulidentata, Orycteropodidae.